AUGUCAGACCCUGCGAGAUACACCAUAGGCUGGAUUUGUGCCAUACUCACCGAAUAUGUUGCCGCAAAAGUAACCCUAGAUGAAACACACGAAAAACCAGCUUCCCUGUCACCAAAUGAUACGAACAACUACACGUUAGGCAAAAUUGGGAAACACAACGUCGUUAUCGCCGUUUUGCCAGAUGGAGAAUAUGGACCAGAUUCUGCCGCCAGCGUGGCAACGAGCAUGCUGCGCAGCUUCCCUAACAUCAGAAUUGGCCUUAUGGUCGGGACCGGUGGCGGGGUACCUAGUGAACAGCAUGACAUUCGUCUGGGCGAUAUUGUUGUGAGUGCGCCUUGCGGUGGUACGAGUGGUGUGUUCCAAUACGACUUUGGCAAGUCCAUCCAGGGCCAGGGCUUUGUGCAUACACGGUUCCUCAACCAGCCCCCUACUGUACUGCGCACUGCGAUCACAGAGAUCCAGGCACGGUAUGAGAUCGAGGGACAUCGGCUUGUGGAGACUGUCAACGAACUGAUAAACAAACACCCGACGCUACGACAAAAAUACGAACGACCACAGUCAAGCACCGACAGGCUAUUUAAAUCUCAAGUGACUCAUCACGCAGGAGGCUGUGGAAUUUGCGCGAAAAACCCCUUGGAUUUAGUAUCGCGACGCGAGCGAACCGAGAAUGACGAUAACCCUACCAUACACUACGGCCUGAUUGCUUCUGCCAACCAGCUGAUGGAAGAUGCUUUGAUUCGAGAUCGGCUAGCAGCAGAGAAAAACGUUCUUUGUUUUGAAACGGUAGCCGCAGGGCUGGUGAACGAUUUUCCCUGUCUGGUUAUUCGAGGCAUAUAUAACUACUCGGAUUCUCACAAGAGUAAUGAGUGGCAGGGGUAUGCGGCUAUGGUGGCGGCUGCCUACGCCAAAGACUUGUUGCGUGAAAUCAUACCGAACACGGUCGAGGCUGAGAAGAGGAUCGGUGGCAUUCUUUCUGGUCUCCAGGAUGUAGCGGAAGAGCACAAAAACAUUUCACAGAAACAGCUUGAUUUACAGGAAAAUGAAGUCAAGCAGAGGUUGUUCGACAGGCAAUUAGAGUGCCUUCGUCUGUUCCGUCUCACCUCCAGCGCCGACGACACUACAUAUGAGUGGUACAAGGAUCGUGUGCAAGCUCGAGUUCCAGGCACGUGUGAAUGGUUCUUAAAGCAUGAGACUUUCCACCAGUGGCUAGAACAAGAUUCUGGGCUGUUGCUGGUGUCAGCGGACCCAGGCUGUGGAAAAUCUGUCCUGACUAAAUAUCUGAUUGAUGAAAACCUGCUACGUUCAGAAACAAUCUGCUACUUCUUUUUCAAGUCUCAAGACCAGGAUACAGUCCGCCAAGCACUUUGUGCUCUGCUCCACCAACUCUUCAUCCGAAAGCCGCUCUUGAUCGAAUAUGCUAUGCCAGAAUUCGAGAAUAACGGGCGUGAUAUGAUCAAUUCGACAAUAUCUCUCUGGACUAUUCUGGAAAACGCAAUACGAGAUCCACAGGCCGGACCUAUAACCAUUGUUCUCGAUGCCCUGGAUGAAUGUACUGAGUUUGAGAUUUCAGGCCUGAUACCAAGGAUAAAGAGUCAAUUCCGCAACAGCCACUCAGGUUAUAGCAGGUUAAAGUACCUUUUCACAAGCCGGCCAUAUGAACAGAUCAUGGGAAAGUUCCAGAGCCUACUAGAAUCAUUCCCCUAUGUUCGUAUACCAGGAGAAGAGGAGUCGACACAGAUUAGUCAAGAAGUCAAACUUGUUAUCGAGGAUCGGGUCGAGCGGCUAGCGCGAGAGAAGGAUCUCUCAGACCAGGUGAAACAUCACUUAAGAAAGAAAUUGCUCGACAUUUCGCACCGUACCUAUCUCUGGGUAUACCUUGUUUUCGACUACCUAGAGAGAGAACAUUUUAAAAAAACACCAAAAGGGAUCGAUGACACUAUCGCGACCCUACCCAGAAAUAUCUAUGAGGCAUAUGAGCAGAUUCUUAAGAAGUCAAAGCAAGACCACAGAGUUCGGAAGGCCUUGAGCAUGAUUUUGGCAGCAAACCGGCCAUUGACCGUCUCUGAAAUGAAUGUGGCAUUAAAUGUUGACAGGGAAUCAAAGUCUCUUCAUGACCUUGAUCUAGAGGAAGAUAAAGACUUCAGGUCCCGCCUCCGAAAUUGGUGUGGAUUAUUCGUGUCAAUCCAUCAUGAUAAGGUUUAUUUUCUUCAUGAAACUGCUCGAGAAUUCCUGCUUGUACAGACGCCGGCCCCACCACCCACAAUUCCUUCAGAGUCGCGUUGGUAUCAUUCCAUCAGCAGCCAGGACGCACAUAGAGUUCUUGCGGAAGUCUGCGUGUUGUAUCUUGACAUUCUUAACAAUGAAUCUUUUCUCGAUGCAAAGAGAGAAGAUCAUCAAUUACUCGACUUGUAUACUUUCUUGGAUUACUCGGCAAAAAAUUGGGGUGCCCAUUACCUUGAAGCUAGCUCUAGCAUGUGUGCUGACUUAAUUUCUUCUGCGUUAAGCAUAUGUGAUCCAAAAUCAAGGAGCUGGUCUGCGUGGUUCAAGACUUAUCGAGAGAGUAAAGACCGGGGCCCCCCUAACACCUUCACCAGCCUCAUGAUAUCAUCCUAUUUUGGACAUGUAGAUAUUGUCAGGCUGCUGCUUGAGCAGUAUACUAACAUAGAAUCCAAGGAUACUUUUGGACAAACACCACUAUCAUGGGCAGCUAGGAAUGGGCAUGAGAGUGUUAUCAGACUGCUGCUUGAGCAGAAUGCUCAUAUGGAAUCCAAGGAUACUUAUAGACGAACACCACUAUCAUGGGCAGUUAAGAAGGGGCAUGAGGAUAUUAUUAGGGUGCUACUUAGGCAGAAUGCUGAUAUAGAAUCUAAGGUUAAUUACCAUGAGUAA
Molecule: messenger RNA, 2889 nt
Organism: Aspergillus ochraceoroseus IBT 24754
Lineage: Eukaryota; Fungi; Ascomycota; Eurotiomycetes; Eurotiales; Aspergillaceae
Exons: 2
Coding region: 1-2889 (962 amino acids)
Biological process (GO): nucleoside metabolic process
Molecular function (GO): catalytic activity; protein binding
Source: RefSeq, a predicted model, not a curated record